Messenger RNA from Eptesicus fuscus (big brown bat), 1731 nucleotides. It is a transcript of the gene MTHFSD, whose product is annotated as methenyltetrahydrofolate synthetase domain containing. The record is from RefSeq and is a predicted model, not a curated record. Gene Ontology annotation, cellular component: cytoplasm. Bases 25 to 1188 code for a protein of 387 amino acids. Gene Ontology annotation, molecular function: RNA binding. The transcript has 8 exons. Lineage: Eukaryota; Metazoa; Chordata; Mammalia; Chiroptera; Vespertilionidae.
GUGUCGCGCACUGACCACGUCGCCAUGGAGUCCAGGGCGGGUGUUUCCAAACAGGACAUUCGGGAGCAGAUCUGGGACUACAUGGAAUCACAAAAUAUAGCAGACUUUCCCCGGCCUGUCCAUCAUAGGAUUCCCAACUUCAAGGGUGCUUCUCGGGCCGCUGAGCACUUCCCACGCUUGCAGGCGUUCAAAAUGGCCAGGACCAUUAAAGUCAACCCUGAUGCUCCCCAGAAAAACGCUCGCUUCUUCGUCCUCGACAGCAAAAAAACAUUGUUGGUUCCAACACCAAGGCUGAGAACAGGGUUAUUUAAUCGGAUCACACCACCUCCUGGGGCAACUAAAGACAUCCUGAGAAAAUGUGCCACCUCUCAGGGCGUGAGGGACUACAGUGUUCCCGUGGGCUUGGACGCCAGGGUCCUCGUGGACUUGGUGGUGGUGGGCUCCGUGGCCGUUUCUGAAAAAGGCUGGAGAAUUGGGAAGGGAGAAGGUUAUGCUGACCUUGAAUAUGCCAUGAUGGCGUCGAUGGGAGCAGUCAGCCAGGGGACGCCAGUGGUCACCAUCGUCCACGACUGCCAGGUCGUCGACAUACCUGAAGCGCUUCUUGAGGAUCACGACCUCACUGUGGACUAUAUUCUUACUCCAACCAGAGUCAUCGCCACAGGGUGUGAGCGCCCAAAGCCAACAGGAAUCACGUGGUCUAAGAUCAGCUGUGCGAUGAUGGGAAGAAUCCCAAUACUCAGAAGCCUUCGCUCCCGAGAGAAGCAGGCCGGGAGAGACGUCACGCUUAAGGAUGAGCACCCGCACCUAGAAGCCCGCAGCCAGCACGCAGCUCCGCCAGGCGCUGUAAGAAGACCCGGGAACCCAGCCCAGCCGGAGGCAGGUUCCCCGCAGGGGGCGGAUGUGCCUUCUGACACUGUUUACGUGGGGAACCUCCCCCGGGACACCCGAGUGAGUGAGCUGAAGAGAGCCCUCAGAGAACGGGGCGCAGCCCCACUGCGGCUCACCUGGCAGGGCCCCCAGCACAGGGCCUUCCUCCAUUUCCAGGACCCAGCCUCGGCCCAGCAGGCCCUCUCCUGCUUACAGGGCUUACACCUGGGUGCCAACACCCUGAAAGUGGCGCUGGCCCGGCAGCAGAGGGCCAGUGACCCGGCAGGUGGCCCUGCUAGAGAGCCGCACCCAGACCAUUGACAGGCUGUGACAGCCUGGACCUCCAGAGGCCUGCAUAGUAGGAUGCAGCUGAACUGUUGCUACACGAGCUGCUUUGACAAGGUUCGUUCUUUCUAGGAAGUCACAGCCUUCAGGCCCUGCCUGGUGAUCUCCUGACGAGUAGGGAAAUUAACCAGUACACUUCCUACACUCCAGAGGCUGAAUUCCCCAUGGAUUCCGUUCUCUUUAUCAUGGUCCUUAGCCCACUGGAUGGUAUAGCCAUGCUGGUUCUCUGGAGAGACAGCAGUUGGAGGGUUUAGGGGACCAAUGAGCAAUAAAUGAGUGGGAGUAAGUGGUGACAGUGGUUUAGAAGAGUCUGAGGCCCCAGCAGGGACCAGACGCAGGAGCACUGUGGGGCAAACCAGGACACACGCUUGUGCCCCAGUACCCUGCCUGGCACUGCUGGCGGGGAAAGCUGCAUUCAGAUCGCAGAAGCCAAGUACCUCCGCCUCCUUGUACAAGCCACUUGUCUCAACUCAGUCCUGGUGUCGGAAAUGGAGAGCUGGUGCGACCUGGACCCUUGGU